CUUCAGCUGAGGAUGGCAGGAGAUUCCCGAGUCCUCAUGGACCACAACAUGGAGAUAGGAGUCACGCCUGCGCAGGUGAAGAAGCUCCCUAAACACUUGAGGGAGGCUCAGAUCUCAACAGAGCGAACCCACUUGAUUUCCGACCCGGCAAAGAAGCCACGUCAGCGAUAUGUGCAGAAGGACGGCAAGUGCAACGUUCAUCACGGAAAUGUGCAAGAGACCUACCGUUACCUCAGUGACUUGUUCACCACGCUGGUGGAUCUUCGAUGGCGACUUAGUCUCUUCAUAUUCACCUUGGUCUAUGUAGUCAACUGGCUUUUCUUUGGCUUCCUGUGGUGGCUGAUUGCACUAAUCCGUGGGGAUCUUCUGCAUGCAGAUGAGGAGGGCUGGACCCCCUGUGUGGAGAACCUAAACAGUUUUGUCUCAGCCUUCCUCUUCUCCAUCGAAACAGAGACCACCAUUGGGUACGGUUAUCGAGUAAUCACAGAAAAAUGUCCAGAAGGCAUCAUACUACUUUUGGUGCAGGCCAUCUUGGGUUCCAUUGUGAAUGCAAUGAUGGUUGGAUGCAUGUUCGUCAAGAUCUCACAGCCAAAGAACCGCGCCGAGACCCUGAUGUUCUCGCACAAAGCUGUCAUAUCAGUGCGAGACAACAAGAUGUGCCUGAUGUUUAGGGUAGGGGACCUGAGGAACUCUCACAUCGUGGAAGCAUCGAUCAGAGCAAAGCUGAUCCGCUCACAGCAGACCAAGGAGGGGGAGUUCAUCCCACUCAACCAGACUGACAUAAACAUCGGCUUUGACACGGGAGACGACCGGCUGUUCCUGGUGUCGCCACUUAUCAUCUCUCACGAGAUCAAUGAGAAGAGCCCUUUCUGGGAGAUGUCGAUGGCUCAAAUUGAGAAGGAGGAGUUUGAGAUUGUGGUGAUCCUUGAAGGCAUGGUGGAGGCAACAGGAAUGACAUGUCAGGCUCGGAGUUCCUACCUAGAUACAGAGGUGCUCUGGGGCUAUCGCUUCACACCAGUUCUCUCCCUGGAGAAAGGCUUCUAUGAAGUUGACUAUAACAACUUCCACGAUAUCUAUGAGACCAAUACCCCUUCCUGCAGCGCCAAGGAGCUAGCUACUAAGAUACGGGAGGGGCCACUGUUGCCUCAGCUGUCGCUCCUCAGCCCUGAGCCCAAAAUGCAUACUUUUGACCCCCUAGACCGCCUGUCCCAACCGGACCCGCUCAGUCCGGAUGAGGACAAGGAGGAGAGAGAUUCAGGGGGUGACAGAGGAGAGACCAAUGGCUCUGCCGCAGCUUUGGAGGAGCCACCCCUUGUUGAUGGACUGCCUGACUGACGUAACUGAAGGCAGCAUCAGCUGAAAAACCCAGGAGAGAAUUGACAAGAGGGCAGGACAAUAUAAUGCUUCAUUUAGCCAAUGGCCAGCUUGUUCCAUUGCAAAGCCUGGAGAUACAAGACAUCUGUCUCCAGCCCCAACUCAUGCAAUACUCCUCUACUAGAGUGUCAAUCUAUAGUAUAGAUUGGUUUUGUAGACACGUAAGUACACAUAUACAGACACACACGUACAAUAUCUAUAUCUACACUUAAAGGUCGGUGGUUCAGAUUGUCUUUUUAUAAUCGCAAUGACCACUUACUGCUAUAACAGCUCGAGUUGUAUUAUGUAAAUUUGAGUUGAAACUGGUAGCCAUAACAGAGUACCAUUGGCUUUUUAUGGAUACUGCUAUAAUAUCACUCUAGAUUGUGUUGACUCACCUUCAUUUGAUAAGUCUCAUAACUCAGCUUAUGUGUCCGACAGCAGCUUCUGCGUUGUA
Notolabrus celidotus (New Zealand spotty) is the source of this 1810-nucleotide messenger RNA. It is a transcript of the gene kcnj5, whose product is annotated as potassium inwardly rectifying channel subfamily J member 5. Gene Ontology annotation, cellular component: plasma membrane. Gene Ontology annotation, molecular function: inward rectifier potassium channel activity. Bases 13 to 1335 code for a protein of 440 amino acids. The record is from RefSeq and is a predicted model, not a curated record. The transcript is spliced from 3 exons. Gene Ontology annotation, biological process: regulation of monoatomic ion transmembrane transport; potassium ion import across plasma membrane. Lineage: Eukaryota; Metazoa; Chordata; Actinopteri; Labriformes; Labridae.